Messenger RNA from Octopus bimaculoides (California two-spot octopus), 4293 nucleotides. Its product is annotated as ribose-5-phosphate isomerase. Gene Ontology annotation, molecular function: ribose-5-phosphate isomerase activity. The record is from RefSeq and is a predicted model, not a curated record. Lineage: Eukaryota; Metazoa; Mollusca; Cephalopoda; Octopoda; Octopodidae. Gene Ontology annotation, cellular component: cytoplasm. Gene Ontology annotation, biological process: pentose-phosphate shunt, non-oxidative branch; D-ribose metabolic process.
GUGUGAGCGGUCGCUAACUGUGCGCCUCGUUCUCAUUCAGUUUUCCUUACUGUUGUCCGUAAAAGAUUUCGCCUGUUUAUGUUUACAUGACGUUGUUGACAUUCCGUCUACGUCCCAGUUCAUCACAUAUUUUUAUCAUCAACCGAAUCUAUUCAAUAUUAUUAUCACCUACAUUCCUACCAAGAAUUGCUCAUUUCGGAAACAUGUCUUCUUAUGAGGAUUGUAAAAAAGUCGCUGCUUAUGCAGCUGUGAACCACCACGUUAAUGAUAACCAAGUGAUCGGCAUUGGGAGCGGGUCUACUAUUGCUUAUGCUGUGGAAAGACUUGCUCAACGUGUGGAGGAAGAAAAGCUGACAGUCAAAUGUGUACCAACGUCUUUCCAGUCUCGCCAACUAAUUAUGCAAGCAAAUUUACCACUUAGUGAUUUGGAGAGAACACCUGAGUUAGAUAUAUCUAUUGAUGGAGCUGAUGAAGUUGACAGCCAACUGAAUUGCAUCAAAGGUGGUGGUGCAUGUCAGUUCCAAGAAAAGAUUGUUGUCUCAUGUGCGAAAGACUUUAUAAUUAUUGCCGAUUACAGAAAAGAUUCUGAAAACCUUGGUCAAAAGUGGAAGCGUGGAGUCCCUAUUGAAGUCUUGCCAGUUGCUUAUCGACCAGUAAAACUAAAAAUUGAAGCUAUGCUAGGUGGAGUGGCUAAACUACGAAUGGCUGAGCACAAAGCUGGCCCAAUUGUUACUGAUAAUGGUAAUUUUGUCCUUGAUUGGCUAUUUGAAGAACACGCUGACUGGGUAGAGGUGAAUACUGCAAUUAAAUUGAUUCCAGGUGUUGUCGAAACUGGUCUGUUCUUGAAUAUGGCGAAAGUAGCAUAUUUUGGCAAUGCUGACGGCACAGUAAAAGUACGCAAAGCACCUGGUGUGCAGAAUUGCUGCUAAUAUGUAGUCUAUUCUGUCAAAUUGAAGCUAGCGGUUCUAAUAAAAAGGAAAAGAAGGAAAGAAAAAUAGCCUCAAAAUCUCCAUAUUACCAUACCCUCAACAUUUUUAUUUAUUUUUUUAAUUGUAAAAUUUAGUGAAAUUUUAUGAAUAAUCAUAUUCAUUUACAUUUCAUCUUUUCUUUCUUUCUCAGUUAUAUACAUUAAUAAUCUACUUCUUCAUAAUGUUUAUAUUGUCUAAAACUACUUUUAUAUCUGUGUCUGGCUAUAUUGAUAUAACAAGGCAUGUUUCUCAGCCUGUUAAUGAUAAGCUUUUAUUAUCUUAUGAGAAUGCCCUCCCCAUUCUUUCUCCUCUCUACCCCUGACUGCCACUAUAGCCUUAUUAGGCAUUUUCCCCUCAUAAACACCACUAUCAAAGCUACAAUUAGUAGAAUAUUUUUGUUUUUAAAAAAAAAACUAAUUAUAUCCUGUACAAACAGCCCUCAUAUUAACCUGUCCUCCUCCCAUGAUAGUUACAUUCAUGGCUUAUCCUAUAGACUAUCGUGGCUACAAAAUAUCAUUUUGGCUUGAUCUGCUGCAUUCUUUCCCAGCUAGCCUUUUAUUUAAUGACCAGUAGGUUGGCAGAAUCAGGAGAGCAUCAGACAAAAUUCCUGCAAUAUUUAGUUUGCAGCUCUUUACAUUCUGAGUUCAAAUCCUGUCAAGGCCAGUUUUGCUUUGUAUCCUUCCAGGGUCAAUAAAAUUAAAGUUAUCAUUUGAAUAUUGAGAUCGAUUUAAUAUUCAUAUAAUAGAGAUGUUUUGUGUGUUGUUAACAUGAGAGUUUUGGCCCUAUCUAUUGAAAUCCAAUCAGAAUCAAUUUAACUUUUCAUUCCUCUAGGGUUAGUAAAUGAGGUAGCAGUAAUAUACAGGAGGGGUUGAUUCAGUCAACACUGCUUAUUGUGUGCAUGGACGUCCAGGUGUGGUGGUUGAGUUUAAAUCUAUCAUCAUUGUUUGUUUGUCAGGUACCUGCUCAGCUUUGUGAAAUUUGUUACCAAGAAAAUUGUUUAGUUAGUAACUGUCUAAAUUGUAUAUAGUUGCAUGAAGUGUAUUGUGAAUGUGUCGAGUCAGUUUUUUUUAUAGUCUUUUAAAUACAUACAAUGGAAUAGAUUUUUGUUUAAAGACAUGUUUACAAUGUGAAUGUCUGUGUUAAAUUUAUGGAGCCAUUAAUUUUUAAAAAGUUUUAUAGAUGUUUCAUAGCUGACGUCUUAAAUCUGGACCAAUUAAUUGAUCAUGAAUAAUUUUAAAAUGUUAUGCAUAGUUGCUCAAAAUAGUUUUUAAAAAGAUAUAUGUAUGCCCAAAUUUAAUGAAGCAGUUGCUUGGUUGGUUACUAUGUUGUAGAAAAGUUUGUGUUUAAUUAACACCAUGACUAGUUAGCUUAUAAAAAUGUUUGAAUCUAUUGAAAGUGUUUUUUUUUUUCUGUUUUUGUAUGUUCACUAUCAUAACCUUUAUUCUUCACCCAAGACAUUGAAACUUUGAUCAUGCUGUCUUUUCUGUCUUUAUUGAGAUUACAUUAGAUAAUGUCUCUUUUCCUUUUUUAGAUAAAUUUUGCUGCUGUUUCUAACAGGUUGAGUAACUAUGAUGAGGCUCUCCUGUUAGUCACAAUGUUGUUGCUGUUUAGCUCUAAGUUAUCCUUGAUUGAACAGGCCUAUGUUCAAAGGCAUUCCAAUCAUAAUCAUCCCUGUCUCUUUUUUUCUUUUUAUCCCCUAAAUGGAGAUUUGGUUGCUGUUUCUAGCAAGUCAAGUAACCAUGUAGAGGCUGUCUCACUGAUUGCAGUUGGAUUUUUUUAGUAUGGCCGAAGAUCUUUCUCUGCAUGUCUUCUAGCAGGUUGUAGCUAGACGUCUUCAGUCAAAUAGCACAAUGCUAUCAUCCAUCAUGUUCUUCAGUAAUUAAAAUUAUUAAUAUUUGAUUUGUGCUUCACUUCUCAUAACUCUAGUUUUUUGGUUUUCUCUGUAAAUUUUCUUGUGCCAUACAACAAUGAAAAUUCCCUAAAUGUUUACUUCAUCAGAAUUAUCUCUUUACAUGACUUUUUAAACAUUUUGUUCAGAAAGUACUUUCAUUUCUUUUCCUUGUCAGACAUAAAGGGGGAAAAAAAAAAAUUGUGUACUUCGUUAUUUCUGCGUGUGUGUGAUUAUCGGUAGUAUGUAUUUUAAGUAUUAACUAUGGUUUUGUUUAUCUCUAAGUGUGUGAUUAAGAACAACUUUAAAUAAAAUAACAUUACUUAAGUUAAUCUUGUCUUGUUUUUAAUUAAAAAUUAUCUUAAGCAAUAUUUUCAUCUCAUUUAGGUAUUCUACGUUAAUGUGUUUAAUCUAGUAGAUAAAUUUAUAAAGUUGUCAUAUCUAUGAGGCUGUUCUUUAUUUCUAUUAAUUUUUAAAAUAUUUAUCAUUUACAAUAGUCAUGUAAAGCUCCUUUCUAGCUUCAAGAGUAAAGAAGAACAAUUUUGGCAUGCUUCUCAUUUUUCUCUGGUAGUACCAAUACAAUUCUGCACUACAGUUUUCCAUGAACUUUUAAAUUUUGGAUCAGAUCCAAGCAUGUGAGGUUGUACAUUACCUGUAGAUGAAAGAAGUCAAAAUUCAAGGAAAUAUGAAGUGGAUAACAUUAAUGUUUAAAAAAAUAUUAGAAUUCUCAUAGUCACUUUAAAACUAUUUAGUUAUCCAAUAGAUUUUCUUUAUCUGGUCAACAUACACUACUGCAAGUCUUUUUCUGACACAGUAAUGUUUGUUAGUAAUUUUUUUUUUCCUAGUAGUUUAGCAUAGGAAGUGAAGUACUUCCUAAUCUCUUUUUAGAACCUGACGAACUAGUGAAUUUCACAGACCAACAACUUGGCCUGAAUAGGCACUCAAAGGCUGGGUGUUAGGUUAAGUGUAGUUUUGUUACGCAAUGAAAAUGAGGAGUUACAUUCAAUUUUCUUUGUCAUUGUUCCUGUUUGAUUCCAUAAACUUUUAUAUGUAUUCUUUUAUAUCUUAACUCUUCAUACAUGCAUUAUAUGUAUGCACAUGGAUGUGUGUUUGUAUAUAUAUAUAUAUAUAUAUAUAUGUACACACACAUAGACCUAUACACAUAUAUAUGGCUGUAUACAUAUAUAUAGAUAUAUACAUGUGUGUGUGUGUGUGUAUAUAUAUAUAUAUAUACACACACAUAUACAUAUGCAUACAUAUAUAGUUAUCUGUAUAUGAAAAUACAUAUGUGUGUGUAUGUGUGCAUAUGCUGUCAAAUGUCCCUCAAAAAAGAAAUCAUCUAGCAGAAUAAUAAAAUUUCCCAAAACAUUGUGUACAACCAAAGGCCAAUAUGUCUCAAAAUUCUAUAUAAAUAAAACAGACUCUGGUUAAAUUAAA